Molecule: messenger RNA, 1775 nt
Organism: Hypanus sabinus (Atlantic stingray)
Lineage: Eukaryota; Metazoa; Chordata; Chondrichthyes; Myliobatiformes; Dasyatidae
Product: gastrula zinc finger protein XlCGF8.2DB-like
Exons: 2
Coding region: 747-1724 (325 amino acids)
Biological process (GO): negative regulation of transcription by RNA polymerase II; regulation of immune system process; regulation of cytokine production
Source: RefSeq, a predicted model, not a curated record
CUCUCGGGGAUCGGACGCAGGUUUGAAAUGGCAGAACACUUGUGCAUGGGCUGUCUAUUUACGGAUAUAUAAGGAUUGGCCAAAUAUUUUCUUUGCAAGACCGACACAUCUAUUGUCAAUCCUUGGAGAUGAAGAAUUAUCCCAUCCCAGCUGGAAAUGUGUUUUGUGUCUGAAAUGAAGUUUUCUGUUGUAACUCAGUGUUAUCCACUGGAACCGGGAGCUGAGAACACACCAGCAUUUGCUCACUGGAGAUCAGUUCUUCAACUGCAUUGAUUGUAGAAGGGAUUCAAACAUCUGACUGUCUGAAUUGCCAGAUGAUUGAUCGCAGUGAGAUAUCAUUCUCCUUCUCUCAGUGUGGGAAGGGAUUCACUCACAGCCUACCCGCAGACACGCCAGUGAGUUCACAGUGGGGAGAGGCCAUUCACCUGCUCAGUGUGAGGGAGGGAAACUACCCAGUCAUCCAGCCUGAAGAUACAUCAGGAAGUUCACACCACAGUGAGAUGCUACACCUGUUCUGACAGCGGGAAGCAAUUCAUUCUGUCGUCGGUGCUAAAUAUACAUCUGAAAAUUCCCCAGUGAGAAGACAGUAACCUGUUUACAUGGUGGGAAGGCAUUCACACACUCAACCAUGCCACAGUGACACCAGCAAGUUCACACCGGGGAGAGGCCAAUCACCUGCUCUGUGUGCGAAAGGAUUCACUGAAUCAUCUCAACUGAAUGAACACCAGUGAGUUCACACUGAAAAGAUGUCGUUCACCUGCUUAGACUGUGGGAAGGGAUUCACUCGUUCAUCCACACUACAGAGACACCAGCGAGUUCACACCGGGGAGAGGCCAUUCACUUGCUCUGAAUGUGGGAAGGGAUUCAGUGACUCAUCCAAACUUGUGAGGCACUACCGAGUUCACACUGGGGAGAGGCCGUUCAUUUGCUCUGAAUGUGGAAAAGGAUUUGCUCGGUCAUCUCAACUGACUGAACAUCAGCGAGUUCACACUGGGGAGAAACCGUUCAGCUGCUUUCAAUGUGGCAAGGGGUUCACCCAGUCAUCUCAUCUGAAAGUACAUCAGCGAAUUCACACUGGGGAGAAACCGUUCAGCUGCACUGAAUGUGGGAAGGGAUUUACUGAUUCAUUCUCCCUUGUGAAGCACUGCCGAAUUCACACUGGGGAGAAGCCAUUCACGUGCUCUGAAUGUGGGAAGGGAUUCACUGACUCAUCCCACCUUGUGAAGCACUGCCGAAUUCACACUGGGGAGAAGCCAUUCACAUGCUCUCAAUGUGGGAAGGGAUUCACUCAGUCGUCUCAUCUGAAUGUACAUCAGCGAAUUCACACUGGGGAGAAGCCGUUCAGCUGCUCCGAAUGUAGGAAGGGAUUCGCUGAUUCAUACUCCCUUGUGAAGCACAUCCGAAUUCACACUGGGGAGAAGCCAUUCACGUGCUCUGAAUGUGGGAAGGGAUUCAUUGACUCAUCCCACCUUGUGAAGCACUGCCGAAUUCACACUGGGGAGAAGCCGUUCACGUGUCGUGAAUGUGGGAAAGGAUUCACUGCGUCAUCCAACCUGGUGAGGCACUGCCGAACUCACACUGGGGAGAAACCGUUCACCUGCUCAGAUUGUGGAAAGGGAUUCACUCGGUCAUCAGGCUUGAAAGUCCAUCAGCGAGUUCACACUGGGCGAUGCCAGUCACCUGUUCUGAUUGUGGGAAUGAAUUCGCUCAGACAUCUCAACUGACUGAACAUCAACUGCUCAGACUGUGGGAAGGCAUUCACACACUGAUCCACA